AUGGCUACCUCACUCGCCGUCGAUAAACCCCAUUUGCCGCCUGCUGAAGCGGAUAUGAACGAUCCUUUCGUAUCCCCGCCUGGUCCAGCCCACAAUCGCUACUCUGCCUACGACAGCCAAUCCUUCAGCUCAUCACCAGGCCAGGCGAAGCGCGCAUUACAAGCACACAUUGCAGAUACCGAACAACGCCUCGACGAAGCCGGAAAGCUAGGAACCGCACUAGUCCACCAGCGCAAGGAACUUGCAGAACGAUUGAAGGAAGUGGAAGAGCAGGAAACAGAAGGAGAACUCGCUCCCGAGUUGCGCGCCAAGCUCGCCGAUAUCGAAAAAGAGUACAACGAUGUUGCUCGAGAGACUGCCAGGGCUUUCUUGCCCAAACAGAGAGUCCCCAGCAAUGAAGCCGCUGGAGGUUCACCCUACGUCCCUGACGGAAGAAUAGGAAGACGCUCCGUCAGUCCAUCCAAAUUUGAGAAGCUCGAGAUUCAGGCCACCGGAUCGCCUAGUAAGCUCAGCGUCCCGAAUCGCAAAGUUAGAAACCAGCCCGCCAAUCGCAUCCACGAUAUCGAGUUUGCCGCCGAAAUCAGCACAUCCUUGAUUGCCCAGGUUCGCAACCUUCAAUCACUCCUAUCCGAAAAGGACGAGGAGCUUCGCGACAUCAAGGUCGACAAGUCCAAACUUGAAAUCGAAAACGAGAACUUUCAACAACGUGUUAAGACUCUGGACGAAAGCGAGAAUCGGUACAAGGACGAGAAUUGGAACCUCGAGACUCAAGUCCAUGACUUGAUCGCUUCGCAGAAAGACGCUGCCGAUCGAGAGAAGAAGCUCACCCAAAGCCUCAAUGUCCUCCAGGUGGAGAAGAACUCGGCGCAGAAGGAGCUCGAUGAUGCUAAGGUCUCACUUGCCAAGCUCGCCGAGGAACAUGAGCGAGCUGUGAAGCACCUCGACCUCGACUUGACCACCUCCAAGCGGAAUGCGGCCACGGCGGAAACCGAGAGAAACGCCUUGCGAAGAAAGGUUGACGACUUGAUGAGCCAGAACACGGAGCUCGCCAAGGCCAUUUCAGUCCAGCGCGGCCGCAUGUCCGAUCGCGACUUUGUUCGCGGCGUUAGCGACGAGGACUUUGAGACCGCGACAGACGGAUUCACUCCCGAGCACUCACCGCCGCCCUCGCCCAUCAAGGGUACUCCUCGCCACGCUAUGCUGGAGUCCGAGACGCUCAAGAGCUCUCUGAUGCACGCCCAGCGAACCAUCCAGAGCCAAAAGACUGUCAUUCACCGUGAGAAGACCGAGAAGCUCGAGCUUAAGCGACUCCUCCAGGACACGCGCGAUGAGUUGGAGAAGCUCCGUGCUGACGCCGCCCCCGCCCCUGCUCGUCGCACCCGCAAGGUUGAGUCGAGAGAGUUCAAGAAGCCAUCCCGCGGCUUGCUCGGCGGUCACCGCAGCAGCAGAAACGAGGUCUACCAGGACGACAACGAAUGGGAAGAGGCCACUGAGAUUGGCAGCCCGAGAACUUCACCCACCCUUCGCUCAAACUCCACCGUCCGCAGACCCGGUAGCCGACCCGGCAGCAGCUACAGACCCCAAUUCACCGACGUCAGUGACGCUUUCGAGACUGCCAACGAGACUAGCGACGCUGCCUUGGAGACUGCCAACGAGCGUGGCACGGAGACGGAGGACUUCCAGACCGGCGUGGAAGACUUCUCUGGAGGCGAUGACACCGAGACUGAGACAGAAAGCCCGUCUAAGGGUCGUGGACUGCGUCCUCAGACUCUUGUAAUGGGAGGAGGCCGAGACUCGUACGACAGCACUGCGUCAACCUCAGCCGAUGAGGAUGAAGAGUAUAUCGAGUACAGGACGCCAUCGUCGCAGUACAACAACCAGCGCAUGCGUGUCAGACUGGGACGAGGACUGGUAAACCGCCGUUCUAGGCAGGCCAGCGAGGAGCCAAACUUCCAGAGCAGCCCUGCCAGCGCUGCUACAGGCAGCGCUACCGGAACACCACAGGCGACGGAGGGCCAGAGCUUGUUCGCAGAGCUCGGUGAGCUUGAGACCAGUGAUGCUGAGAGCAUUGAAGAGACGCCGAGCCGCGCUAGAUCCGCCACUGCCGAUUCCACAUCCACACCGGCAGUGCCCACUCUGUCUCACGACUCGGUCAACACCGGCAGCAUGACGGACCCUGUUAAGAGAGCGGCCGCGGCUUCAAGGCCCUUGAUGGUCGACUCUGGUAUGAUGACAGAGCCCAUGAUCGAGUCGCCUCCGUUGUCCCCUGUCAGCGUUGUUCACGAUGACAAGGUUGAGUCAAUGGCAUCCAUGAUGGCCGCCAGCCAGGUCGCCCGUCACUUGUCCCAAGACGAUGCCACAGACGGAGUGCGCUCCAGACCGUUGUCCACACUGUCUUACAGUGACUCUGGUGCUCAGUACGAUCGGGAUAUGGAUGCUAAGCUGGCACAAUUCCCCAUGCCGCCAUCUAGCCCGCAGCACUCUGUUCUGCCGCCGCCUCCCGAGCUCAGUCUGUCGUCCAUCGACGCUCAGGAUAUCGAGCCAGUCGUCGAGCCCGUGACGCCGCCUCCAGCUCCAGCUCCUCUGACCAUGACAUCUCUUGUGUCAGAAGUCGUUGAGCCCAAGGCAGAGCCUGAGGUUCCGGCUCCUGUUUUGGCUUUCACUCCGCUUGUCUCGGAGAUUGUCGAGCCCAAGGCUGAACCCCCGGUCCUGCCUCCGACCCUGAGUAUCUCAACUUACCUCUCAGAGGCGGUCGAGCCCGUGGCCGAGCCUGAGGUGCCGCCUCCGGUCCUGAGUCUGUCGGCUCUUCAUGCCCACAACCUUGAGCCCGUGGCCGAGCCCGAGACUCCCCCGCCGACGCUGUCAUUGUCGGCCUUGCGUGCUCAUAAUCUUGAGCCUGUUGCUGAGCCUGAGACGCCACCUCCUGCUCUUAGCCUGUCGGCGCUGCACGCCCACAACUUGGAGCCGGUAGCCGAGCCCGAGAUCCCCCCCCCGGCUCUCAGCCUCUCUGCCUUGCACGCACACAGCCUUGAGCCCGUCGCGGAGCCCGAGAUUUCUCCCGCGGCUCUCAGCCUUUCUGCCCUGCACGCACACAACCUUGAGCCCGUCGCGGAGCCCGAGCUCGUGAUCCCGGUGCCAGACCUCACCUUGUCGGCCCUCUUGUCCGAGCACAUUGAGCCCAAGGAAGAGCCUGAGACGUCCAGAUCUCUCGCGGCGAUCCCUGCUCCCAUCCCGGUGCCAAUCUCAGCACCAGCGCCGACCCUCAGUCUCUCAUCCAUUGCAUCCGAAAACGUGGAGCCGCGAGAGGAGCCCGAAGUCCCUGUCGUUGUGCCCACGCUCAGUCUUUCAGCAAUCGCCACUGAGCAUGUCGAGCCCAAGGCAGAGCCUGAAGUCGUCCCACCGGCGCCAACCCUCAGCCUCUCAGCGCUGUACUCUCACAACCUGGAACCUCAAGCAGAGCCCGAGGUCUUGCCUCCCGCUCUCAGCUUGUCGUCCAUCGUGGCCGAGGACGUAGAGCCCAAGGCCGAGCCCGAGAUCAUUCCAGAGGUACCGGCGCUUUCGUUCUCGUCUAUUGCAGCUGAGGACAUCGAGCCACAAGUAGAGCCCGAGGUGAUUGUGCCCGUCCCGGUUCUCAGCCUCGCGUCAAUUUCUUCCGAGAACAUCGAGCCCAAGGCCGAGCCUGCGCCAGCUCUUACCAUGUCUUCGAUCUCAUUCGCAAACAUUGAGCCUAUCGCAGAGCCGGUGGUGUUGCCACCAUUGCCCCCAGCCCUUGCGCUCUCCUCCAUCUCAUCGGAGAACAUUGAGCCCAAGGCAGAGCCUGAGGUUCCAGCUCCUCCGCCCGCACUCCUCGCGUACUCGAACAUUUCAUCCGAGCACGUCGAGCCUCGUGCUGCUCCUCAGCCUAUUCUGGACUUCUCAUCGGUGUUGUCUCAGCACGUAGAGCCCGCUAUGGCGCCGGAAACCGUGGCGCCCAAGCCCAGUUUCGGUUUCUCCACGAUCGAGUCAAUUGAGACGCAACCCAUCUCGCCUAGAAGCCCGAAGCGGGAUGCUUUUAUUCUUCCCCGCAACAUGGAUUCGCCAUUCGAUGAGAAGGAUGCGCCAAGGACGCCCUCCAAGAAUGCUCUGAUGAGCUCCGUCUUUGGUCGGGGAAAGAACAAGGCCUCCGACAGCCUUGUUAUCGCGGAGGACGACACUCGGCAAUCGCCUAGCGACGAACGUCUGUCCGAGACUCCCGAGUCUCAGCGGCCGUUCAAGGAGAUUUCAACUAACGCCACCGGCCGCCCUGCACCCAAGGUUAUCGUCCCCAUGUCCGACUCAGGCGCCCAGACUUCCCUGACCGCCGAGGCGAUUGAUGAGAUGCUCCUCGCAAAGACCAAGGACACGUCCGACAAGUCAUUGUCGAGCUUCGGCACCCCGAGCACUCCUGGCACCGUUCGCAUUCGUCGUCCCUCCCACGACAGUCUCAGCAGUUUCUCCACCGAGAACAAGAUGGAUACAGCAUUUAGAAGGCCAGGAAGUGCGAACAGCAACCUCGCGCCGACUCCACCGCUACCUCCUCUCCCGCCCAACCACAAGGAAGCCAUUGAGGCUGCGAGAACUGGCUCGUCGCAUAGUGCGGUUAUGGGCCCUCCCUUGUGGCCUGCCUCUGCUAUGAGAAACCAGCGACCACAGACUCCCAACGGCACCGCCAGACCGCAGUCCCCGCUGUCAAUCUCGACAGCAAUGAAGGCGACGCCUGUUGCUCGUGGCACGCGCGCUGGUUCAGCGUACGGCACCGCUGAGGUUCACUCACCGACUAAGUUGUCUACUAUGAGCAGACACUCUUCGGUGUCUUCGUUCGUCUCCGAGAUCGAUCACCGUUUCAACCCUCAAGCCGAGCUGGCUGCCGCAACAGGCUUCGGUCCUAACACCGAUCCCCGCAUGAUCCAGGCCAUCACGCAGACCAUGAUCGGCGAGUACCUCUGGAAGUACACCCGCAAGGCCGGUAGGGGAGAAAUGUCCGACAACAGACACAGACGCUACUUCUGGGUUCAUCCGUAUACUCGGACUUUGUACUGGAGCUCCCGUGACCCGGCGACUGCUGGUCGCCAGGAGCUUCGCGGCAAGAGUGUGCCCAUCGAGGCCGUUCGUGUGGUCACCGACGACAACCCAAUGCCACCCGGCCUGCACCGCAAGAGUUUGAUCGUCAUCUCUCCCGGCAGAACCAUCAAGUUCACCUGCACGACUGGCCAGCGCCACGAGACGUGGUUCAACGCCUUGUCAUAUCUCCUGCUUCGCACAACCGACGAGGGCCAGUCCGAUGUCGAGGAGAUGGCCGGUGCCAUCACCCAGGCUGACGUGGACGAGUUCAACCCGCAAUUCGGCCGCCGCACCAACUCCACGGCCCGUCCCAGGCCGCCUCCGUCUCUGUCAUCAUACAACUCACGGACAACUCGCAACCAGUCUCCGGCAGUCGACAUGUCAAUGAACGUGCCUACGCUCACACCGAACAAGCACUCGAUUGCUCAGGCUCAGAGACCCACCAUGGCUGGUAGGAUUAGUGGCUACUUUGGCACCUUCUCGAGUCUGAGGAGCCGCUCCGCUGCGGCCCCGACCCCAAGCAUUUACGAGGCGAGCGAGGUGCACGACAGCGCUGAAGACCUCCGAGAGAUUAUUGAGAGACAAGAUCGGGAUGCCGACCGGCUCGAGAACGUGCGCGCCUGCUGUGAUGGCAAGCACGACGUUGGUACUCUUCACCACCACCCUAAGAGGGGUCGGCCUUCUGGCGCCCAUUCUCACUCUCACUCCCACUCCCAAUCUGGACCCUCUACGUCUGCCACACCCAUGAGCACCGUGAGGGCGCGAUCAUAA
Colletotrichum phormii is the source of this 5850-nucleotide messenger RNA. RefSeq names its product PH domain-containing protein. Gene Ontology annotation, cellular component: mitochondrion; cell cortex. Lineage: Eukaryota; Fungi; Ascomycota; Sordariomycetes; Glomerellales; Glomerellaceae. The transcript is spliced from 3 exons. Gene Ontology annotation, biological process: maintenance of protein location in cell cortex; microtubule cytoskeleton organization. The record is from RefSeq and is a predicted model, not a curated record. Gene Ontology annotation, molecular function: tubulin binding; phospholipid binding. The coding region runs from base 1 to 5850 and encodes 1949 amino acids.